This is a messenger RNA of Thamnophis sirtalis, 912 nucleotides long. NCBI's taxonomy places the organism in Eukaryota, Metazoa, Chordata, Lepidosauria, Squamata, Natricidae. The record is from RefSeq and is a predicted model, not a curated record.
AAGUUAAUUCAACCCACGUGGCGCCGAACCCCCUGAAUUUCUGGAUUGGAAAAAGGAGCAGGUUUACCCAUGAAGAAGUAGGAGUAGAAUGGACCCUCUCCACGCCUUUCACGCCGCCUUCCGGAAAGCGGCCAAGUUGCCCUAUGUCAUUUGCCUCGCCACUCCUUUUAAGAAUAUCCGCUACUUCUCCGCGUGGAAGAAACCGCCACUGUUGGAAGAUCAGCCUCUUAAGGAAGUCAGCCACGAAGAUAUCGCAGCUUUGCCUCCUGGUCAUUCCUCGGAAACGUCGAAACUUGAGGAAACUCACCGGUUGAGCUCCACGCCGCGUCCCCGUGGGAAAAAUGAGCGCCAGGCUGAUGUUGUUCAGAAUAAACUCUUCCCAAAAUUCCGCGCCAAAGCUGCGCCGUCCACCACUAAGGAUGAAUUCCAGAACCUGAGAAAUGACGAUUUUGUCUCCAAGCAUAAAACGCCGCAGAGAAGUCUCCGUCUCCCAGAAAGGAAUAAAGGCGCAGAAAUCUUGUUCGGGACAGCCCCCUGCUCGUUGGCCCUCGGGCGGUCCAAGCGAACGUUUUUCCAGCUCUUCCUCAAAGCGAGCCAAGGCACGACGCCUCCCGGGGCAGAAAAAUUUGCCCAGUACGCCGAGGAACAUGGGAUCCCGGUGAAGAGGGUUCACAGGAAGGUCUUGGAUGCCCUUUGUAAAGGGGGCGUCCAUCAGGGGGUGUGCUUGGAAGCCUCCCCUCUUCGUCCCCUGGCAUGGCAGGAAGGGCCACUCCACCAAGCCCCGGUUGCCAAGGGGUCGCAGUGCAUCUGGCUGGUUUUGGAGGGGAUACACGAUCCCAUGAAUUUGGGGGCGGUCCUGCGGACGGCGCACUUCCUUGGGGUUGACGGGAUUGUGACGAGUGAAAGGAACAG